Molecule: messenger RNA, 375 nt
Organism: Penicillium malachiteum
Lineage: Eukaryota; Fungi; Ascomycota; Eurotiomycetes; Eurotiales; Aspergillaceae
Exons: 1
Coding region: 1-375 (124 amino acids)
Source: RefSeq, a predicted model, not a curated record
AUGUGUAUCCAAUUCUACAUAAAAUUCCAAUGUGGCCACACGUCCAAAUCUCGUCUGGAGUACUGCGAAAAGAAAUUCCGACUAAAACGGAACGAACUCACCUCCCCUCAAAACGAACCAGCCAACAUUUGUCACGACCCCAAGAAGCAAAAAGUUGACGACUUUGAGGAAAAAGCUGGAAUGUGUCAGGAAUGCUCUAUUGCGCUGUAUCAGGAUUUCUGGAUUCAGAAGUGGAAGGUGAGGGAUCGGGUGAGGAAAGCAGCCCGGAUUGCGGCUCGUGUGGGGAACACCACUGCUAAUAGGCCUGAGAAUUCGGUAUUCAGAGACCGAGAGUCAGAUUCUGGGGAGUCAGGACAUGUUCUCAAGAACUUAUAA